AUGGCAACCUCCAGUUCUACGUCGACCUUUGGACCAAUCCCCACUGGCACGGUCUCUGCACACAUUGGAAGCCCUCCGAACACGACAGAUGACUAUUACAUUGCAAAGUACUUGUUGAUGGUAUUUGGCAAGACGACAGAUCCCGCGCUUGGUGCUUUCCUCCCUCCGGCAAGACCGGCACAAUAUGUAUACGAGACGAGAGGACCGCGGAUUAUUUUGUCGAUGAGUAUUGCGAUAGCGGUAAUGAUCAUUGUUACUGGAUUGCGAUUGGGGGUUAGGGUCUUCAGACGCGGGUUAUUGGUGGGAUGGGAUGAUGUUUUUAUCAUUCCUGGUGUGCUGCUUGCUAUAACAUGGCCGACGCUUCAGAUCUGUGCGGUGACAUAUGGAGGCGCAGGCAGACAUAUGUACGAUGUAACAUACGAAGAAUAUGGUCACUUCAAAAGAUUCUCCAACCUCUCCAAACCCAUGUUCUUCCUCGCUGUCGGCUUUAUCAAAGUAUCGAUCUGUCUCUUCAAUCGACGUCUUACGUCUCUCACCUCUCGCGCCUGGACAGUCUUCAACAACGUCUUCCUCUUCCUUCUCUUCUGCUAUCUUAUGCUGUCCCUGUUCUGGACGUUGUUUCAGUGUGAUCCUUCUUACGCAGGCUGGGAUCCAAUUCGGAUUGGGAGAGAAGGAAAGUCCUUUCAUUGUAUCAGUGAUAACAUUGUUGGGAGUACGUUGAGUGUUAUUCACGUCAUCAUGGAUUUUGGACUGCUCUCUGUGCCAUUGAUUGUUCUUUGGAAAGUAAGGAUGGGAUGGGGUACGAAAGCCAGGCUUUAUUUUGUGUUUAGUAUUGGAGCGAUGAGUUGUGUUGGAUCCUUCAUGAGGCAGAUUGAGCAGAAACGGCUUACGUUCUAUGACAUCUUAUGGAAUUUUGUCGCUCUCGAAAACUGGACUUUGAUCGACCUCUGCUUUGGUGUUGUGGCGGCAUCACUCCCCAUCCUUUCGGCGUUCAUCCCGCAAUCGUGGAAAUCAGCUCGAGGCACCACCGAUCCAACAAGUGCACGAUAUGGCAGUUCUGGUCCACGUAACUUGAAUAGACGAUCCGAACCUUACAUCCGGUCCACACGAAAGACGAGUAUCAGUGGCAAGCGAGAGGCUUGUGACAGUACGGAGAAUAUUGUGAGGACUGAUGUCAUUGAGCUCAGCUUUCAGAACAAGAGUCAAUUCUUUGAUAAGUCAAGUGGAGACGGACAGAUUGACUCGGAUACUUCGACGCUUGAACAUAGGCCGUAUAUCAAAGGCCAAGACUUCGGCUCAAAUGGAACGUAUCACGCUAACGAACGCAAGAUCUGGAUCGGUCAAGCCCAAUGA
Mollisia scopiformis is the source of this 1353-nucleotide messenger RNA. RefSeq lists its product as uncharacterized. The record is from RefSeq and is a predicted model, not a curated record. The transcript is spliced from 4 exons. Lineage: Eukaryota; Fungi; Ascomycota; Leotiomycetes; Helotiales; Mollisiaceae. The coding region runs from base 1 to 1353 and encodes 450 amino acids.